AUGUUCACCCAGAAAAACAAAUCCAGUCUAUGGGUCGAGACAUUAAUAAACCCAUUUACAAUCGGACCAAAUACAGGACCACUAUAUGGACCAAAUGAGAACAGAGCAAUACCCAUUCCUCGUUGCUCUUUAGACCAGAUAUCAGCGAUUGUACCACCUGCUAAGGACAGGGCUGAACUAGCGAAUACACCGCAAAGAAAGCGACAUACGAGUAGAGCACCAAUGUUUGGAGCAAGUGCACAGGGGAUAUUGAAGAUGGUAUAA
Molecule: messenger RNA, 264 nt
Organism: Sugiyamaella lignohabitans
Lineage: Eukaryota; Fungi; Ascomycota; Dipodascomycetes; Dipodascales; Trichomonascaceae
Exons: 1
Coding region: 1-264 (87 amino acids)
Source: RefSeq, a predicted model, not a curated record